GCGGGGCGGGCGGGGCGGGGUUUGUCAGUCCGAUCUCGCGAGAGAGGACGGAAGCCUGUGGGAGCCCGUGGCCUUUAAAGUGCCGUUCAGCCUUUUCCUCCAGGGGUGGUUUGUAAACACGGCUGUGCCGGGGCUCGUGGGUGACCGAAAAGAUCAUGAACUAGUGACCUGGAAAGGAUACUAGAUGGAGACUUGAGAAAGGACUGCUUACUUGGUAAGAGCUAAGAUAUUCCUGGAAGCAGAGUAAAUAAAGCUCAUGGCCCACCAGCUAGAAAGUAUUCUUGCCAUGAGAAGAAGAAUGUGAUAAGUUAUUCAACUUAUGAAAUUCAAGUUACAUGUGAAUUCUGCCAGGCAAUACAAGGACCUGUGGAAUAUGAGUGAUGACAAACCCUUUCUAUGCACUGCGCCUGGAUGUGGCCAGCGUUUUACCAACGAGGAUCAUUUGGCUGUCCAUAAACAUAAACAUGAGAUGACACUGAAAUUUGGUCCAGCACGUAAUGACAGUGUCAUUGUGGCUGAUCAGACCCCAACACCAACAAGAUUCUUGAAAAACUGUGAAGAAGUGGGUUUGUUUAAUGAGUUGGCGAGUCCAUUUGAGAAUGAAUUCAAGAAAGCUUCAGAAGACGACAUUAAAAAAAUGCCUCUAGAUUUAUCCCCUCUUGCAACACCUAUCAUAAGAAGCAAAAUUGAGGAGCCUUCUGUUGUAGAAACAACUCACCAGGAUAGUCCUUUACCUCACCCAGAGUCUACUACCAGUGAUGAGAAGGAAGUACCAUUGGCACAAACUGCACAGCCCACGUCAGCUAUUGUUCGUCCAGCAUCAUUACAGGUUCCCAAUGUGCUGCUUACAAGUUCUGACUCAAGUGUAAUUAUUCAGCAGGCAGUACCUUCACCAACCUCAAGUACUGUAAUCACCCAGGCACCAUCCUCUAACAGGCCAAUUGUCCCUGUACCAGGCCCAUUUCCUCUUCUGUUACAUCUUCCUAAUGGACAAACCAUGCCUGUUGCUAUUCCUGCAUCAAUUACAAGUUCUAAUGUGCAUGUUCCAGCUGCAGUCCCACUCGUUCGACCAGUCACCAUGGUGCCUAGUGUUCCAGGAAUCCCAGGUCCUUCCUCUCCCCAACCAGUACAGUCAGAAGCAAAAAUGAGAUUAAAAGCUGCUUUGACCCAGCAACAUCCUCCAGUUACCAACGGUGAUACUGUCAAAGGUCAUGGUAGCGGAUUGGUUAGGACUCAGUCAGAGGAAUCUCGACCACAGUCAUUACAACAGCCAGCCACAUCCACUACAGAAACUCCGGCUUCUCCAGCUCACACAACUCCACAGACCCAAAGUACAAGUGGUCGUCGGAGAAGAGCAGCUAACGAAGAUCCUGAUGAAAAAAGGAGAAAGUUUUUAGAGCGAAAUAGAGCAGCAGCUUCAAGAUGCCGACAAAAAAGGAAAGUCUGGGUUCAGUCUUUAGAGAAGAAAGCCGAAGACUUGAGUUCAUUAAAUGGUCAGCUGCAGAGUGAAGUCACCCUGCUGAGAAAUGAAGUGGCACAGCUGAAACAGCUUCUUCUGGCUCAUAAAGAUUGCCCUGUAACCGCCAUGCAGAAGAAAUCUGGCUAUCAUACUGCUGAUAAAGAUGAUAGUUCAGAAGACAUUUCAGUGCCGAGUAGUCCACAUACAGAAGCUAUACAGCAUAGUUCGGUCAGCACAUCCAAUGGAGUCAGUUCAACCUCCAAGGCAGAAGCUGUAGCCACUUCAGUCCUCACCCAGAUGGCGGACCAGAGUACAGAGCCUGCUCUUUCACAGAUCGUUAUGGCUCCUUCCUCCCAGUCACAGCCCUCAGGAAGUUGAUUAAAAACCUGCAGUACAACAGUUUUAGAUACUCAUUAGUGACUUCAAAGGGAAAUCAAGGAAAGACCAGUUUCCAUUUAUGCGAAAUCUGUGGUUGUAAAUUUUUUUUUUUUUUUACUUGAAAUUAAAUUUGGCUCUAAAGUUGGUGUAGCAGCAGUUGAUCAGACUGAAAAACAGUUUUUAGUCUCUGGAAAAAGACUGAUUUUGCUUUUUUUAUAAAUAUUAGAUUUAUUAAUUUUUCUGUGCUCAAUGUGUAAAUUGUAUUAUAAUUCAUUGUGAUUUAUUUCACUUAAUUUGCUGGUGUUUUAAUAAAUGGGGGUGUUACUGAAUCUUUCUUCCCACUUCCAUUUCUUUUGACCACCCCUUAACCCUCAACUGUGAUGGUAGUAGUAUUAUCAUUUAUACCAAAGUUUUGCAUAGUCCCUGUUGACUUUGUAAUGUUAAUGGAGUCAUAAAAGCACUAGGCAAGAGAAAGAUAGAAAUUUGCUUUUAAUCUUUUUGCCUUUUAUUUUGCACAUUAUGCAAAAGGAAAAACAUUAAAGAACACUUUUUUUUAAGUGAGUGAAAACAUGGUAAAGACACAGUGCUUUUAUGCACAUUGUUAAGCUAAAUCAAGGUCAUUUAUAAUCAUUUUCCUUUUUUAUUUAAGAUUUUAAGUAAACAAAUUUUAGAAUUUUCAGCAUUUCAAAAAUGAUUUUAUUUUUCAAGUCAAAUUCAAUAUUUUACACCUAUGUUUUGAGGCUAAAAAAUAUGAAAUUAUAUAAUGUAUGAUACAGGGUUAUCAAAUAUCUAAUAAUUUUUGAAAUUAGCUCUUGUUUUUGGUUUUUUUGUUGUUUUUACAGAUUUCAGGUUACAAACUGCAAAGUUUAUGCAUAAUUAAGUAUGGUAUGGUUGCCAGAAAAGCCUAAAAUUACUACUUAGAAAAUUUAAGACUGUUUACCCCCAUUGUCUUGUACUUGCGAGCUAACUUGUACUUAUUCUUGUGAAAGCACUGUCAUCUUUUAGUAGCAAAUUUUGAUAAUGUUUCUCGUGGAAAAAAAAAUCAGUAUCUAUCUUUAGAACAAUGUAAUUAUAAUGUGGGAAGUGUGCAUGAAUGAGAGAGAGAGAGAGAGAGAGUGUGUGUGUGUGUGUGUGUGCGCGCGCGCGUGUGUGUCUUUCAAUAGUUUAUGCCAGCAAUCUUUGCUUGAAUGUUUAACGAUGCCUUCAGUAUGAUGCUGGCCAAUAGAUGAUUGCAGUUUAAAAUGUCAUUAUUGUGCAGGCUUGGAUAACUAACAUUCCAUGAUGUAGCUUGUUUCUGAUGAGAUGGUUGUAGGUACAUUUUUCUCAUUAUCCAAUCAUCUGUGGGAUACUUAGUUUUCUAAUGUGCCAUUAUCUAUUUUUAUUCUGCAGUUAUGUUCAAAAUACAGUACAUAUUUUAAAAUAGAAUAAAUUGUUAAACAUAAAAUUUUUAAAGUAGUAGAUGUGCGUAAGAAAACUUUGUAAAAUAGUUAUGAGUCCUACCCAGUAGCAACUUCUGGCAUUCAAGCAGGAUUCCACUAUGUAAAUAUCUGUAAUGCAUUUAUAAUAAGUUGUGUAGUUUGUCCUGCAUCCAUACUACACUGUUUGCUAAAGUCUCAGUGCCAUCUCCUAAUGAGACUGACAUUUUAAAAGUCUGUAUGGAAUAUCCUUGAUAAUUCAAGGAAAUAUCCCUCCUGCCUAAGUUCCAAACUGGGAAACAUUCAAAUUAUAUAAAUGACAUUUCAGGACUUUUAAGUAUGAAGAUAAUGGGAAUUUUAUUGUUUUGCUUUUUAAAAUGAGAACAUUUUUAUUUGAUAAUUCUUAAAUUUUUAAUUUUUAACUAAUUUCAUUAUUUUAAAGUGAUCCGUUUUUCAAAUCAUGAUUUUGAUAUCAUUAUUCUAAGGAGUUAUCUCAAAGGCACAAAAUAUGAAUUCUGCAAGAAGGCUAUUUUUUAUUGUAGUUUGAAUGGGUUAGGAAAAGCCUCAAUUUUUCACUCUAAGUCCUUCAGUACAUUUUUCUUUCAUCUUAUUACUUAUGCAAGUUAAGGUUCUUUGGUAACAGAAUUCUUGCAACUGUAAAAUAAAACUACAUAGAUGUAAGAAGUCAUGUAAACGGUUAACAAGCUUACCAAGGUUAGCAAAACUUUCAUUGUAAAUCAGUCUGUACUGAGCAAAUAAAAAUCAUUUAGUUGUAUAAACACAAAUUCCAUUUUGACUUUCAGGAUGUCAUACUACUUCUGUACCUAGCAUUUUCAGUCCUUAUAUUUGCAAUGUUACACAAACUGUACUAUUUUCUUUUAUGUGCAGUUUGCAUGAGUAAACCAUCAGAGAAUAAAUUCUAUCUUUAAAUUAUGUUCAUAA
Molecule: messenger RNA, 4194 nt
Organism: Nomascus leucogenys (northern white-cheeked gibbon)
Lineage: Eukaryota; Metazoa; Chordata; Mammalia; Primates; Hylobatidae
Gene: ATF2
Product: activating transcription factor 2
Biological process (GO): regulation of transcription by RNA polymerase II
Molecular function (GO): cAMP response element binding; DNA-binding transcription factor activity, RNA polymerase II-specific
Source: RefSeq, a predicted model, not a curated record